AUGAGUGUUUCACCAGCACGAAGUACCGAUUCAAGGGAUAUUGAAGUAAAUGUUGUAUCUAGUCCAGAAUCAUCAACAAAUCCAAGUCGUUCCGGUACACCAGAACCAAAUAAUUAUUCCAGAAUGGUUAAUCAUACAAUUCCAGCUGGAAUUACUUGCUAUCCAAUCAUAAAAACUAAUAGUGUUGUGAAUGAUUUUUUAAUUAACAAUAAUAGUGAUAAUGAGAAAAUGUCGAAGGAUAAUAAUUCGAAGGAGAAUAGUUCAUCACCGAAAAUACAUCAUCAUGGUGUUGUUAGUCCGAAAUUAAAUAAUACAAAUAAUAAUACAUCGACGUCUACAUCGUCCACGGGGUACACGUCGUUUUCUAUAUCUAGUAUAUUAAGUCGACAAGAACCGUCGGCGGCGACAAAACGAAAUUGUUCGUCGAAUAAUAAUAACGUUAAUGGACAAACAAAUAAUAAUAAUAGUAAUAAUAAUAAUAAUAGUGUAUUAGAGGCAGCGGCUUUAACGGCAGCCGCAUCGUUAACACCUUGCACAGCGGCUGACAGUGCUAUGUUAUCCAGGCUGGGUCUUAUGUCCCAUUUUGGUGCAUUGGCAGCAGCAACAAGCCGAUAUGCAGCAUUAUAUCCAAAUUCAGCACAUGGUGCACACGAUCCAAAAACGUUACCUUGGUAUUGGGGUCGAAUACCACCAACACAUCCUGGUCUGGGUGCAUUGGAUCGACCAAGUCCGAACGAUGGCUCCACAACAAAUGACGACACAUCACCGAUUGGCUCACCACGCAAUACAAACGAACCAUCAAACAAUCAAACACAUUCCUCGGAAAAUCGUUCAUCACGACCAAGUAGUCCUGAUCGACGAUCACCUCCAAACACACCACCCCCGCAUCAUUUAUCCAACAUUCUCGGGGCACAUCAUCCGGCAUUCCUUGAUUCCACCGCAAACUAUUUACAAAUGUCACGUUCCAAAAGUCCGUACCGCGAAAGUGAUAGUAUGGUUAUCGAAGAAGACGACAUGGUGGACGACGAUGAUGAAUAUGACGGGAAUGAUAAGGAUAAAAAUAAAUCAAAUUCUGGAUCAAUGAGUCCCGGGAAUUCAAUGGGGAACAAACGAAAGAAAAAAACUCGAACAGUUUUUUCACGAUCACAAGUCUUUCAAUUAGAAUCUACUUUUGAUAUGAAACGAUACUUGUCGUCAUCCGAACGAGCUGGAUUAGCAGCAAGUUUACAUUUAACGGAAACCCAAGUGAAAAUCUGGUUUCAAAAUCGUCGUAAUAAAUGGAAACGACAAUUAGCUGCGGAGCUAGAAGCAGCUAAUAUGGCACAUGCCGCACAGCGAUUGGUUCGUGUACCAAUUUUAUAUCAUGAUGCAAGUGUAAAUCCUGGUUCAUCGCCUCUCGGUACACAAAUACGUCAUCCAUUAGCGGGUAUCCAUCAUGAUGCGCUACAUCACCAUCACUUAGAUGCGAUAUCCUCGCGGGAUAUUGCAUCAAGUAUUGCUAGUUCUGUGGCUGGUGGUAUUACAACAUCUGUUACGUCACCAACUACAGCCACUGGUUACCCUACCUCGUUGUCGUAUUAUCAUCACCAAGCAGCCGUGGCUGCGGCAGCGGUUCAUUCAAUGCCUGCUAGUCCUGUAGCGACACGAGCGCCGCCAAUGUCCAGUUUAGUUUAA
Messenger RNA from Chrysoperla carnea, 1674 nucleotides. RefSeq names its product homeobox protein HMX3 (gene Hmx). Gene Ontology annotation, molecular function: RNA polymerase II transcription regulatory region sequence-specific DNA binding; DNA-binding transcription factor activity, RNA polymerase II-specific. NCBI's taxonomy places the organism in Eukaryota, Metazoa, Arthropoda, Insecta, Neuroptera, Chrysopidae. The transcript has 3 exons. Gene Ontology annotation, cellular component: nucleus. The record is from RefSeq and is a predicted model, not a curated record. The coding region runs from base 1 to 1674 and encodes 557 amino acids. Gene Ontology annotation, biological process: regulation of transcription by RNA polymerase II.